Andrographis paniculata is the source of this 1921-nucleotide messenger RNA. RefSeq lists its product as uncharacterized. Gene Ontology annotation, molecular function: zinc ion binding. Bases 118 to 1605 code for a protein of 495 amino acids. NCBI's taxonomy places the organism in Eukaryota, Viridiplantae, Streptophyta, Magnoliopsida, Lamiales, Acanthaceae. The record is from RefSeq and is a predicted model, not a curated record. The transcript has 8 exons.
AGGAGGAUUCCAUCAUUUAUAUAUAAAGUGCAGUGUAUCAUCAUCAUCGUGCAUUUCAAUUAUUGGAAUCUAUCUACCUAUCUAUCUAUCUAUUUUUCACAAGAAUCAAAGACGACGAUGAACAACAAGAUUAAUAAUAAUAAUCCCCCAAAACAGGAAUCUGCACACCAUGGCAGCAGCUCUCUUGUCCCUACUUCUAUUCCUCCUCAGGAGAAUGAUGAGGAAGCAUCGAUGGGCAGAGAUGAAAGGAGAAAGCCUAAGCUGUUCUUGCAGAUACCUCCUCCGGCCAUGUCGCCUCAAGAAUUCAUUCAAAUUAAGAUGCCUCCCACCCCUACCCCCACCCCCACCCCCAAGAAGGUCAACUUCUUUAUUGCGCCAAGCCCUUCCGACUCUAGGCCGAAUGCAAGACCUCCGGCGAUGUCCAUCCGGAGCCUACUGCCUAAGCUGAGCUUCAAUCACAGCUGCACUGCCGACACGGACGAUGAUGUCGAGAAACCUGCUGUUGCUGCUGCUGCUGAUGUUGGUUCUUCUCGAAAGACAUCCAUAUCAAGGUCCUGGUCUCUGUCCAAGAUUUUUACUCCGAGGAUGAAGAGGACGUCGUCCCUUCCGUUGUCUCCACUCGUAAACUCCAAUCCUAACAACGCCAACCCCCGUAUGGAUCAUCGCCAACUUUCGCUCCAUAGAAAAGAAGUCGGGUCGAUACACCGGUCGCAGUCUGUCCCCGUCCUCCUUAACAAGGAGAAAAGUCUUCAAAGGAGCAACUCUUUCUUCCGCGUAAUUUCCUCGACUCCCCGGCCAAAGGACGAAGAUCCGGAAGCAACAAUAGGAGACGAGCAAAAUGACGAAGAAGAUAUACCAGAAGAAGAAGCCGUCUGUCGAAUUUGUCUAGUCGAAUUAUGUGAAGGCGGAGAGACACUUAAGAUGGAAUGUAGCUGCAAAGGCGAACUUGCCCUCGCUCAUCAAGAUUGCGCCGUCAAAUGGUUCUCGAUUAAAGGCAAUAGAACGUGCGACGUUUGCAAGCAACAAGUCGAGAAUCUUCCCGUCACUCUUCAACGCAUUCAAAGCUCCAUACUUAUGGAUAGCGACGCCUCGCGGACUAGUUUUUCUCAAAUGGAAUUCAAUGGAUACAGAGUUUGGCAAGAGCUGCCCAUACUUGUCAUUGUUGGCAUGCUAGCCUACUUUUGUUUUCUCGAGCAAUUAUUGGUGAAGAAGAUGGAUAGCAAUGCGAUCGCGAUAUCGCUUCCAUUUUCGUGCAUCUUUGGCUUACUUUCGUCGAUGAUUUCGUCGACUAUGGUGAAGAGAAAGCUCGUGUGGAUUUAUGCAUCAGUUCAAUUCGCUCUUGUGGUUCUCUUCGCUCAUCUUUUCUACAAUUUGGUUCAUGUUCAUGCGAUUAUAUCAGUGCUCCUGUCUGCAUUUGCUGGUUUUGGUGUUGCAAUGACUGGAGCCAGUGUUGUGGUCGAGCUCCUCAAAUGGAGACGGAGAGUGCGCCGGCGGAGCCGCCGGCCGGAAAAUCAGAAUCUGCAGAAUGAGAAUGAGGUGAACAACCAAAUGAGAUCAAGUGAUGACAGCCGCGACUCUCAACCUCAACCUGGAGCUACCAUAUGAUACGAAUACGUUGAUGAUAUGUAUAUAUAUAUAUAGAGAGAGAGAGAGAGGUUUAAGAGAUUAAUUUGUGAAUGAAUGAUCGAAGAAACAUCUGAUAUAUGUUAUGUAGGUUGCACUAUCGCCAUAUUUGCUUAUUGAUUUACAUCAUUAGGAGCUAGCAUUGGUAAUGAUAAUAUGGCAAGAAGUCACGCGAAUUUGAACUUUUUUUUUUUUUUUUCCUUUUAAGUGUGUUGACUUUUUGUAUUUGGGAUAAGAUUAUUUUUUUAUAUUUGGGUAUCGUUAUAGAUUAGAUUGGGAGCCUUUUGAUGCUUCUGAU